CGGUUCUCUGCCGUGUAUAGUAGUGCAUGGCGUCGUCUACUUUUCAAAAUGUUCGUUCCAGCAGACCAAAGUGAAACACAUUGUUUCACACUACUUGAUGGACGGAAGUCUGUUGCAUAGAUGGGGUUCUCCUCGCUCCAAUGGUGGAUGCCAGCGAACUGUCUUGGCGAAUGUUUGCCCGCCGCUACAAUGUGCACUUGACAUACACACCUAUGAUUCACGCUGGAAUGUUUCUGAAGGACAAAACAUAUCGAAAAUCUUGUCUGCAAUUUUGUAACGAGGACCGUCCCCUCAUCGCCCAGUUUUGCGCAAACACGCCAGAGUUAUUCAUCAAGGCGGCCGAGGUCUUGGAACCCUUUUGUGAUGCUGUCGAUCUUAAUCUGGGCUGCCCCCAAGGCAUUGCCAAAAGAGGUCACUAUGGUGCUUUUUUGCAAGAUGAGUGGGAUCUGUUGAAGGAAAUGGUAAGCCAAGCGUCGAAACAGCUGAAGGUGCCUGUGACCUGCAAAAUUCGCAUUUUCUCCGACGUUGAACGUACGGUAGCAUAUGCGAAGAUGUUGCAGGACGCGGGUGCAUCUUUAUUAACUGUGCAUGGACGCACUCGCGAAAUGAAAGGACCACUGACUGGUUUGGCUGACUGGACUCAAAUAAAACGCAUUAAGGAAGAACUUCGUAUACCAAUCAUUGCGAACGGCAAUAUUGAAUAUUUUGAGGACGUCACGAGGUGUUUUCUGGAAACUAAAGCUGAUGCAGUCAUGAGUGCUGAAGGACAUCUUCACAAUCCGGCCAUCUUUGUGGGACUGCAGCCAUCCGUGUACACAAAGUGUUUAGAGUAUUUGGAAUAUGCCAAGAAAUAUCCCUCUGCGAUGUCUAUCGUUCGCGGACACGUGUUUAAACUGUGUCACCAUGCGCUAAAUGAACAUCCUAAUUUCCGGCACCAUAUAUGCGUGGCUCAGAGCGUGGAUGAGCUACGUGAUGGGCUGAAGGCUUUGGAAGACGCAUGCUCUUCCUGUUCGAAAAACCGAGACGCGUCAAUCCCA
Dicrocoelium dendriticum is the source of this 1037-nucleotide messenger RNA. The record is from the annotation of a GenBank genome assembly. Lineage: Eukaryota; Metazoa; Platyhelminthes; Trematoda; Plagiorchiida; Dicrocoeliidae.